Polistes canadensis is the source of this 2468-nucleotide messenger RNA. RefSeq lists its product as uncharacterized. The record is from RefSeq and is a predicted model, not a curated record. Bases 491 to 1243 code for a protein of 250 amino acids. The transcript has 3 exons. Lineage: Eukaryota; Metazoa; Arthropoda; Insecta; Hymenoptera; Vespidae.
AUUUGUGAUUGUGCAUGCGUAUAACAACCAUAUAACAUAUCUCCCACUCAUGACGUGGCCAUUUCAUUAUUUUUCAAAGUGUAAUAAAUAUUUUUAACUAAUUAACGAUAAAUAUAAAAUAUUUGAUAAAAUAAAGUUGAGGAGCCGGACAAACCAAAAUUCCAGCAAUUGAUUGAAAACAAAAAACAAUAGAAAACUUAAUUGCUUUGCUUAGAAGUUCUAUGCCAACUUUUCUGCAGUGUUGAUCAUUGUGGCAUUGGCCUUGUCCUGUUGCACAUCGCCUUGUAAGACACGUUGUGUUACUAAGUUAUCAUUCUUUUAUCGAAACACUUCUCUUACGUUUAUUAUAAUUAAAAAUAACGUUUAAGUGGAACUAAAAGUUUUGCUUUUCAUGAUUUAAAGAAAACGCAAAAUUGAAUUAUAGGACAAAAUUAUUGUGCAUCACGAAACAACGAAUAUUUAAAUCAGUGUGCUGCAAACGAGCUUUAAUAUGUAUCCGAUGGAAAGUUUUUUGCCUUGUGUUCUAACCAUUUGUACUCUUUAUGGAUUUGGAUUAAAAUGGUGCUGUGAAUAUGCCAAGUUUUGCAUUUCAUUGAGACCAAAAGAGGACGAGUCCAUGACAAAGGGUACUAGAUUUUGGAAGAAAUGUGAAAUAAUAUUUACCAGUCAACUGUUCGAAGCUUGUCUUAAGUUUAUAAUAGCAAUAAUAGGUGGUCUCAUUAAUUUAAGCCGUUGUUCGGAGGAUAAUGAAGUAGUCAUUCAUAAAGUUAACAUCAUAUUGUUGUUCCUUGUUUACUCUGUUGUAGUCGACGUUGUCAAUUUUUUUCGUCCUCGUCACAUAAGCGAUGGUUUAGUCAAAAUGGGUUUGGCGCAAAUCUUUUUCAUUGAAGGAUUUCUUUUUGUUUUGGUAGGCGUUGAUGAAAUUUUAGUUGUUAACAUAAUUUUAGCAGGUAUCUGUUGGACAACAUCUCUUGCUGUUACUUUAGAACUUAUAUGGCCAGAAAUGAAACUUUUAAGAGCUUAUACGACUCUUUUACACGGUGGAUGGAUCCUUCGUAUGUAUCAGGUGGAAUCACUUUUACCUGUUAGAGUCUUUUUGGACUUCUCAUGGUACAUGUUAGUUACAGUUAUUACAACUUUUUGUAUUGUCGGCAUUACAAGAAAGCGGGCGCUAAAAUUAGUAAUCGAGAAACCACCUGAAAAACCAAUUAACGAUUGUCAAAAACCACUCCAAAAAGUAUAAUUGGUUCAUUUAACAGUGUAGUGAUAUUGAAUACUAUAGGUCUUCAAUCGUCAGGUAGUGAGAUUUGUAUACAAGUAUAUUAUCAAAAGAUAGACUCGUAGUAAGCAUAAUCAUACUUAUUGCUAUUAUACAUGAAAUAGUGUACAGCGGAGUACAAUCUAUUUCUUUAACAUGUUCACUGCCACACGCUUUUCACAUGAUUUUUCUACCAUGCUUACACAAAUUUUUGAUUGUGGGAUGCAUAUUUUGUUUAAUUCUCUUUUACAACUGAUUAACAGCGUUGUAUAAUUGUGUUUUGUUUAUUUUUUAUGGUGAAGUCACCGGUAACCAUCGAGGCACUGUAGGCCAUUUUAUUAUUAUUUGCUCCUAAAUAUGGAAAAGAUUGAGGAAUUUAUAGCAAUGAAUAAUUUCUGACCAUGACGAUUGAUUUGCAGAAGAUCUAUACAAAGACCAAUGAGAUAUCGAGUUCUACAAAAAAAUAUAUUACAUUUACUCAUAGUUUAUACUAGUCACAAACCCAUUCAAAGAACCUCCAACGGAUUGUUUAGUAUUUUCUUAAAAUUUUUCUAUUUUAUAUUUUCUUUGAAAUCUUAUCUCUGUUUGCAAGAAUCUGAAAAUGAAUAGUUUUUAACAAGUACUUACGUUAUAAAUUUAAUUAUGUUAUAGAGACAAGUAACUCGGAAAAAUAUUUCAAUUCCUAAUUUUAGGUUGAAGUUAGCAAAGUAUUUAGUACAAUGUUCUGAUGUUAAAGAUUGCAUUUUAUCAAGCAAUUGCGUACAGAAAAGACGUAAUCACGAAUUAAAAAAAGAAUCGAGAAGUGCUGACUGUUUUUGUUCAUAUUUUCUUUGUCUACCGUGUCUAAUUGUAACUCAUCGAAGCGUACCCAAAAAAAAUGUAUAUUUUCUUUGUAAAAAAAAAAAUUAUUCUUACAUACAAUGUAUGUCAUAGAUUUCUGCACAGAAAUCAUUAUAAAAACAAUGGUAUUAUUUAAAAAUUUAUCAGAAUCGAUAUUUAUUCUAAUUAUGUAUUUUUACUAAUGAUUGUGUUGAGAUCACCGAUGACCUACACAACAGUCAACAUGUUAAACUCAUUUUAUAUGCAAUAAUAAUAGCAUUAGUACAAUAUUGCAAUCAUAUUAAUUAAUAUCUAUAUAUAAUACUCAAAAUAUUAAUCAACGAUGAUACCAAUUCAAAUAAGAUUGUGUCUUUUGAUAUUUGUUAUAUUU